Molecule: messenger RNA, 3869 nt
Organism: Lipotes vexillifer (Yangtze River dolphin)
Lineage: Eukaryota; Metazoa; Chordata; Mammalia; Artiodactyla; Lipotidae
Gene: CSDE1
Product: cold shock domain containing E1
Exons: 18
Coding region: 320-2623 (767 amino acids)
Molecular function (GO): nucleic acid binding
Source: RefSeq, a predicted model, not a curated record
GAAGAGUACACUUAAGUUGAAGACACAACACUUGAUCUGAAACAAGAAGUUUGUGCCUACUCAACAGCUUUGAAAGAGCACUUCCCAACGCUGCUAGUAGUCUUUGUUUUCUUCAGUGCUGUACUGUGAGAUUGCCUGGUGCAGCAGCAGUUGUAUUCUUUAUUAGCUUGAUAGGUCAUUUUCUCUCGCACGCGCGCUCUCUUCUUUUCUUUUCUUUUUUUUUUUUUAACACUAGCAACUUUCAUCCUUUGAAACGUGUGCUGAAAAAGAAGAAUCAGCAAAUACUACUGAAAGUGCAAUAUUUGAUUAUCACUGCGAGAUGAGCUUUGAUCCAAAUCUUCUCCACAACAAUGGGCAUAAUGGGUACCCCAAUGGUACUUCAGCAGCACUUCGUGAAACUGGGGUUAUUGAAAAACUGCUAACCUCUUAUGGAUUUAUUCAGUGUUCAGAACGUCAAGCUAGACUUUUCUUCCACUGUUCACAGUAUAAUGGCAACCUGCAGGACUUAAAAGUAGGAGAUGAUGUUGAAUUUGAAGUAUCAUCUGACCGGCGGACUGGGAAGCCCAUUGCUGUUAAACUGGUGAAGAUAAAACAAGAAAUCCUCCCUGAAGAACGAAUUAAUGGACAAGAAGUGUUUUAUCUGACUUACACCCCUGAAGAUGUUGAAGGGAACGUUCAGCUGGAAACUGGAGAUAAAAUAAACUUUGUAAUUGAUAACAAUAAACAUACUGGUGCUGUAAGUGCUCGUAAUAUUAUGCUGUUGAAAAAGAAACAAGCUCGCUGUCAGGGAGUAGUUUGUGCCAUGAAGGAUGCGUUUGGUUUUAUCGAAAGAGGUGAUAUUGUAAAAGAGAUAUUCUUUCACUAUAGUGAAUUUAAGGGUGACUUAGAAACCUUGCAGCCUGGAGAUGACGUGGAAUUCACAAUCAAGGACAGAAAUGGUAAAGAAGUUGCAACAGAUGUCAGACUAUUGCCUCAAGGAACAGUCAUUUUUGAAGAUAUCAGCAUUGAACAUUUUGAAGGAACUGUAACCAAAGUUAUCCCAAAAGUACCCAGUAAAAACCAGAAUGACCCAUUGCCAGGACGCAUCAAAGUUGAUUUUGUGAUUCCUAAAGAACUUCCCUUUGGAGACAAAGAUACGAAAUCCAAGGUGACCCUGCUGGAAGGCGACCAUGUUAGGUUUAAUAUUUCAACAGACCGUCGUGACAAAUUAGAACGAGCAACCAACAUAGAAGUUCUAUCAAAUACAUUUCAGUUCACUAAUGAAGCCAGAGAAAUGGGUGUAAUUGCUGCCAUGAGAGAUGGUUUUGGUUUCAUCAAGUGUGUGGAUCGUGAUGCUCGUAUGUUCUUCCACUUCAGUGAAAUUCUGGAUGGGAACCAGCUCCAUAUUGCAGAUGAAGUAGAGUUUACUGUGGUUCCUGAUAUGCUCUCUGCCCAAAGAAAUCAUGCUAUUAGGAUUAAAAAACUUCCCAAGGGCACGGUUUCAUUCCACUCCCAUUCAGAUCAUCGUUUUCUGGGCACCGUAGAAAAAGAAGCCACUUUUUCCAAUCCUAAAACCACUAGCCCAAAUAAAGGCAAAGAAAAGGAGGCUGAGGAUGGUGUUAUUGCUUAUGAUGAUUGUGGGGUGAAAUUGACUAUUGCUUUUCAAGCCAAGGAUGUGGAAGGAUCUAAUUCUCCUCAGAUAGGAGACAAGGUUGAAUUUAGUAUUAGUGACAAACAGAGGCCUGGACAGCAGAUUGCAACUUGUGUGCGACUCUUAGGUCGUAAUUCCAACUCCAAGAGGCUCUUGGGUUAUGUGGCAACUUUGAAGGAUAAUUUUGGAUUUAUUGAAACAGCCAAUCAUGAUAAGGAAAUCUUUUUCCAUUACAGUGAGUUCUCUGGUGAUGUUGAUAGCCUGGAACUGGGGGACAUGGUCGAGUACAGCUUGUCCAAAGGAAAAGGCAACAAAGUCAGUGCAGAAAAAGUGAACAAAACGCACUCAGUGAAUGGCAUUACUGAGGAAGCUGAUCCCACCAUCUACUCUGGUAAAGUCAUUCGCCCCUUGAGGAGUGUCGAUCCAACACAGACUGAGUACCAAGGAAUGAUUGAGAUCAUGGACGAAGGGGAUAUGAAAGGUGAGGUCUAUCCAUUUGGCAUAGUUGGGAUGGCCAACAAAGGGGAUUGCUUACAGAAAGGGGAGAGUGUCAAGUUCCAGUUGUGUGUCCUGGGCCAAAAUGCACAGACUAUGGCCUACAACAUCACACCCCUGCGUAGGGCCACAGUGGAGUGUGUGAAAGAUCAGUUUGGCUUCAUUAACUAUGAAGUAGGAGAUAGCAAGAAGCUCUUUUUCCAUGUGAAAGAAGUUCAGGAUGGCAUUGAGCUACAGGCAGGAGAUGAGGUGGAAUUCUCAGUGAUUUUUAAUCAGCGCACUGGCAAGUGCAGUGCUUGUAAUGUUUGGCGAGUCUGCGAGGGCCCCAAGGCUGUUGCAGCUCCACGACCUGAUAGGUUGGUCAAUCGCUUGAAGAACAUCACCCUGGAUGAUGCCAGUGCUCCUCGCCUAAUGGUUCUUCGUCAGCCAAGGGGACCAGAUAACUCAAUGGGAUUUGGUGCCGAAAGAAAGAUCCGUCAAGCUGGUGUCAUUGACUAACCACAUCCACAAAGCACAUCAUUAAUCCACUAUGAUCAAGUUGGGGGGAUUCUGGUGAAGGGUUCUGAAUAUCUCCCUCUUCAUCCCUCCCAAAAUCUGGAAUACUUAUUCUGUUGAGCUGUUACACCAGUUUUAACACCUUCCUCGUGUUAUGUUUAAAAAAAUAAAUUUAAGAAAACCAUUUUAAAAUUAUGCACAGUUGCAGCCUGGAAAACUUAAGGUGGCGCCUUAUAGAAUCAAUUUUAGGAGCUUUAUUUGGUGCAUUUAAUGCAACUGGUAAUUGCAAAAUCCACUUCUGCCUGUGUAAGUGAAAAAUAUAGACUGUUACCUUGUUGGCCCUAUGAAAUUCUGCACUUGAUACUUAGUAUAUAUACUCUACCUUCAUUACUUCUGGCAAGAUGUUCUGCCUUAGCACUCAGUUGCAUUCUUUUUCCUUUUCUGUUCAUUAUGCUUUAAUUCUGAGGACCAUAUGAUGGUAGAAUAUAUUAAAAAUUACAAAAAUUUGUAUAGGCAAACCAGUUCUUUAAGUUGAUGGCCAAAUGUUAAAAUGUUAUUUUUCAUAUCAUUUAUCUUAUCACAGUCCACUUAAUGAAGUUUGGUUAGAUUUCAGUGAAAAUUAUCUUACAGGGUAGUCCCCCCCCCCGCCCCCGCCGAUGGGGGGUGUAACUUUACCACAAUUAGUAUAUAUGGUGCAGAAUUUCAUGCAAAUGAGGUGUGCCAGCAGUGUGAUAAUUUAACGUAUUUAAAGAAAAACAAAAGGAUGAAUGCACAAACUUGCUGCUGCUUAGAUCACUGCAGCUUCUAGGACCCAGUUUCUUUUACUGAUUUCAAAACAAAACAAACAAAAAAUAAUAAAAAAGUUGUGCCUGAAAUGAAUCUUGUUUUUUUUAUAAGUAGCCGCCUGGUUCCUGUGUCCUGUAAAAAGUACAGGCACUUGACCCUUGGUGUAGCUUCUGUUCGGCUUUAUAUCAUGGGAACGGAUUGGUCUGAUUUCUUGGCCCUCAUCUUGAAUUGGCCACGUACAGGGUCCCUGGCCAGUGGACUGAAGGCUUUGUCUAAGAUGACAAGGGUCAGCUCAGGGGAUGUGGGGGAGGGUGCUUUUAUCUUCCCCGUUGUCGUUUGAGGUUUUGAUCUUCUCUGGGUAAAGAGGCCAUUUAUCUUUGUAAACACGUUAACACUUUUGCUUUCUCCAGUUUUCUGUUAAUGGCGAAAGAAUGGAAGCGAAUAAAGUUUUACUGAUUUUUGA